Molecule: messenger RNA, 1710 nt
Organism: Metarhizium acridum CQMa 102
Lineage: Eukaryota; Fungi; Ascomycota; Sordariomycetes; Hypocreales; Clavicipitaceae
Source: RefSeq, a predicted model, not a curated record
AUGCGUUCGUCACGCGCUGCGCUACCAACCUUUGCCGGCAUCCUUCUGGCUGCUAGGUGCCAUUGCAGUCAAUCAAAGUGCUCGCAGUCUACCUUCAAGGCAGUCUUGGAUUCCAUCCCUGGCACAUCGAUCAAUUACAUCGCCGAGGUGCCUCUGAACGGAUCGUUUGGCGAUGCCGCUACAAACAUCCCUUUUCCACACAACGCCACGGGGCUUCCAGAACUUUGCGCCGCAUCAUUCAACACCAAAACCCCAGGAGAUACCUCGUACAACUUUGGUGUUUUCCUUCCGAGUCAAUGGAAUGGUCGCUUUUUGGCUACGGGCAACGGCGGCUUGGGGGGCGGAAUAAACUGGAUCGACAUGGGCAUAUUCUCCCAGUAUGGAUUCGCAUCAAUGUCUACGGAUACUGGGCACAGUUCUGCGGCGACUGAUGGGAAAUGGGGCCUGCAUCAGCCGGAAAAGCUCAUCAACUGGGGAUAUCGAGCCAUGCACGGCUCUGCCACGGCAACAAAGGAGAUUGUCAGGUCCUACUACGCCGAGGACAUUGAAUUCUCCUAUUAUGCCAGUUGCUCCACUGGUGGUCGUCAGGGGCUCAGAGAGAUUCAGCUUCACCCCGACACAUUUGACGGCGUCGUGGUGGGAGCACCGGCCUGGUGGACGACACACCUUCAGACAUGGACCGUGAAGCAGGGGCUGACCAACUUGCCGGCGAAUAGCUCUCAUCAUGUACCCUCCGCUCUCUUCGGUGCCAUUGCGGAUGAAAUGGUUCGGCAGUGUGAUGCUCAGGACGGGGUGCCAGACGGCAUCAUCAGCGACCCGGACGGAUGCAAUUUUGACUUUAAUCGGCUUCUCUGCUCGCCAGGCCACAAGACGGCCUGCCUGACGCCCUCCCAGAUAGACACUGCCGAAAGGCUCUACAGAAACUACCUGGAUACAGACCAGGCCCUCGUGUUUCCCGGCAUGUCCCUUGGCGCCAGUGCAGCCGCUCUCUCUGCUCAGCCCUCGACCCUGGGGGUCGACUUUCUCCGCUACUGGGUUUUCAAUGACAGCAGCUGGGACUACACGACUUUCAAGUACGAAGACGUGCUGAUGGCGGAGAAGGUCAAUCCCGGGGGCGCGACAGCCGACGAUUUCGACCUGUCUCCUUUCCAAAGCCGAGGCGGCAAACUGAUUCACUACCAUGGGCUAGCUGAUGACUUGAUUCCCGCGGGAAGCAGCCGGCAUUUCUACGACCAAGUCUAUCGUACCUUGGUCCCGAAAGGGAUCAAAGUUGACGAAUUCUACCGCUUCUUCUUUGUUCCCGGCAUGCAGCACUGCAUGGGCUCGACGGUGGCGCCUUGGUAUAUCGGGGGCGGGUCACAAAGCGUAACGGGGGCAAGUCAUUCUGUUCCCGGGUUCAUGGAUCCCCAACACGACGUCAUCUUGGCCAUCAUGGCCUGGGUUGAGAGCGGCAAGGCGCCCGACAAGAUGAUCGCUACCAAAUUCCGCAACGACUCGGCCCUUGCCGGGGUGGAAUCGCAACGACCACUCUGCACGUACCCCAAGCAACCACGGUAUUUGGGACACGGCGGUGUAAACGAAGCUAGUAGCUGGGAAUGCAUUGAAAUAAACACGACAAGGAUGGAUCAGAACAGCUCCGCCAAUAUCAUCACUAAACUCACAGGCGAGUCCGAGUUGAACUCUUCCUUCACGACUAAUAUCGUCAGCUGA